CCCUUAUGGUUAUUAAAAUUAAAGGGGGCACAACAGGAAAUCUGUCAUUUAGUACGAGUGCAUAACUAGGAUUCUGUGAGCUGGCCUUAGCGCACUUUUACGCAAUCUACUCAGACGUCUUACGCGCUGGUUGGACAAAAUAACGAGUAACAUUUCCUUGGAGGAUUCUUCAAACAGAAGGUAAACAUCAAACCACCAAGUAUCUGUUUGAUCAGUUUUUAGUUAUGCGGAGUAUAUCUACUUUUUGACAUAAAAUAUUCCAGAUUUAGCUUUGAGACGCGAAGCUUGUUUACUAAGUAACUCGAACAAGUAUUCGUUUUCGUUCAAGGUGUCUAAAGCACUAAUCCAAUUUUCAGUUGGCUAAAAGCAAGUUUCAAAAGGCAAGAAUUUAAUUCAGACUAACAUCAACCAUGCAAUUUAUGUUCAUAGGGUCGUGAGAUCUCCACUCGGAACAACUGAACAACAGAUAUCGAAAUGGCAAUCGUCUUCAGAUCAUUGAUUUUAUUUCUUACUGUCCUUCAAUCUUUCACCUUCGGAAGAUAUCCUCCUUUGCCUCCAUUUUUAGAAAAAAACAGUAAUGGUAAGUCAGGUAUAAGUUUACCGCUAACAGUUUGCAUUGUGCAUGUACAGAAUAUAUAUGUCAGGCUUUAAGCAAACACGACAGGACCACCUACGACAUGGCGUCUUAUCAGCAUACUUAAGUCACAAUUACGCGAAGGGAAAUUUCAAAAACUCAUAUACGAAGACAAGCGGUAUUUCAUGUAACAAACUACAUGGGCCAGACACUUUGAAAAGAAACAUUUUCCAGCGCCAAUCUUCCCAACUUUCAGCAGAUCUCAAAGCUCUGGUGCCUAAUCCCUUCCUCAUCAACCAUUCAAUUUUUCCCUUCCAAAUCUUCAUUAGUCUUUAGGCACGCAGGAGUGCUGUUGAGCUAGCCUCGGUAAAACUAACACGUUCCUUCAGCAUGAAUGAUCAAGUCACCCUCUUAAUUUACGUACUCUUUCUACGGCAUGUUUUUCAUCACUUUAUAUACUGAGAAUGACCACCCUAUUCCCUAGGCCUCUCAUUCCUCCUAAGCCCUAGCGGACUGAGGAUACUGAUGAAAGAAAUGUUCCAUUUUAGAAAUAAAUGAAAGCGGAAAUGAUCUUCGCAGUUGAAUAAACAACUUAAGCGGUUGAAUAAGAACCUGAAGAAAUUCAGGCUUGGCCAAAAAAUAUAUUUUAGAAAUAAAGUUACUUCUAAAGGCUGCUGAACGGCCCCACUACAGAAGUUAGGGCUAGAACUCGAUCCUUCAUUUCUCCAAUUGAAACUAGGAAUUUAAGGGUUGAGAGAUAUUAACAAACUUAUUGAUUUUUAAGAAAAUAGGCUAAAAUAUGUCCAACCGAACAGCUUACAUCUUUCUGUAGUAAUGUUUUCUUUCCUUCUUUCCUUAUGUGGUCUUCUAAUUUUCUGUUGUAGUGGUAUUUUUUUUAUCUUAGAUAAAGUAUUAUGACAGACUAGAACUCACUCUAUCUUUAUGACUCUCCCAUGUUUUUGUUCUGGCUGAUAGGGAAAGUAUGCUUUCACGAUGACCAGAUGUAUAUGCCCUGGGAAAAGUUUGCUGAUAAAGCUUGUACCGGGUGGUGCACAUGCAAUGGACUUACCGGCAGUGUGGGAUGUGUUUCCUUGUGCCCUCUCGCCCCUCCCAGAAAUUGUCCCCCAGGAACUGAAGCACGGAUUAAAAAUGUUCCUUCUGGUGACAAGACUGGGAGAUGCACAUGCAAGCGACAAGUCUGUGGCAAGUAUUGUAAAUAAACAUAACAUGUAGCAGGCCGACUCUUUUGACAGCAAAAAGUUGACAAUAGAUCCAAUCUAUUUAUUUACGUUCAAAGUAACUGUAAUCUAUCUAUUUGCUUUCAUAAUAAUUGCUAACCUUGGUGUCCUUAGCCCAUUACUAGCAAGGUCCUGGCAGCUGUAGUUAAACGAUGCCAUUUCGUAAAGGGAUUGAUCCUGUUUACGGCUGUGUAAGGAAGAACAAAAUUAGCGCAAUAUUUGAAACAUAGGUAGUUAGCCAUUCAAGGUCAAAAAACAGUAUUAUUUCUUAGACCCAUAACGUGGAUAACGAGAAGUCUUGCAUUACAUAUAUCAGAUGACUAAUUUUACACUCCUCCCUCUUUUGAACGGGAAGCGUUUGAGAUAGGUCUUGCACUAAAAGAAUUGCCAGCCGUUACAUUGCAGGGAUGUCUAGACACCCACAUUGCAGUGGGUGUGUGUGAGUUUCCAGGGAUCUCGUAAACGUGAACAAAGAAUUUUAUUCUAGGUUUGUUUGUGGCUGGAGGUUUCCAUCAAUUAUUGAAAUUCUGGAAGUAUUCAAUCCUUCCAGAGUGUGAGAGUAGUGCCUCGGACGAUUAUUUCAUCGACAGGAAAUGCUCGGGUCGAUGCAGAAGCAUGGGGGGGGGGAGGUAGCGGGAUCGCGUGUGUUUCCCUGUUUCUACCUGGGGCACUUAGGUGCCUCCCCCAACCCGAUAGACCCGGAAAGAAGAUGUUUCUGCAAGCGAGAGAGAGGUGUGGAAAAGAUAGGGCCUUGUAAGCCUUGUAUUUCACCCGCGGAGUGGACGCAUUAGUUAUACUUCACUUCUCCAACUGAAUCUAGGAAUGAAAAGUUUUAGACUACCGUAUUUAUUCGAUUAACCGCCCUGGGCGCUUAUUAAAGUUUUAGACCUUGAUAGUGGGCGCUUAUUCGAGGCUGGGUGCUUAUUAAAUUUUCACCAUUUUCAGCAAGUCAAGUCUAUUUCUUUCGCAACAAACAAUAAAUGGUAAUAACAAAACGCGAAGAUGUAACAAAGCAAGGUUUCUGUAAAAUACUCUGAAGAAACCUCCGUCUUCGGGGAAGUCUCUUAUUAGUACUUAUUCAAUUUCAAUUUUAAUCUCAUUGUCAUUCAAGUCAAUAAGUGAAUUUUCUGGUGCUGCCUCCUCGAUGUCCGACAUCGGGGGAGUGGGGUGGGGGUGGGCGCUUAUUCGAGCUGGGUGCCAACUCCAGGUUGGUCGCUUAUUCGAAUAAAUACGGUAUGUGAACAACCUUACUCCCUUUUAAGAAGGUAGACUAAAUAAAUCCAAACAAAGAGCUCGCAUGUCAGCCCCUUUUCCCUUUCUGUUUGUUCUUUUGCUCUUUUUCUCUGUUGCUGCUUCUGUUGUUGUUAUUUUUUUAAACGUCGAUAAAAUGUCAUGACAGUCAGCAACUGAUCAUUGUAUCCUUAUACCUUUGGCAUGUUUAUUCUGGCUGAUAGAGAAAGUAUCAGUAUGCUUUCACGAUGACGAGAUGCAUAUGCCCUGGGAAAAGUUUGCUGAUAAAGCUUGUACCGGGUGGUGCACGUGCAAUGGACUUACCGGCAGUGUGGGAUGUGUUUCUUUGUGCCCUCUCGCCCCUCCCAGAAAGUGUCCCCCAGGAACUGAAGCACGGAUUAAAAAUGUUCCUUCUGGUGACAAGACUGGGAGAUGCACAUGCAAGCGACAAGUGUGCGCUCCUUCUACAGUUAAAGGUUGACUAUAAAUCCAAUCUAUCCAUUCAUUUUUAUAGUAAUUGUGAGAUCUAUGUAUCAUUGCUUGUCUGCAAAUACUAGUACUAGCAAGGUUCUGUAAGCCGUAGUUUUACUUGACGCCAUUGCGAAAAUAUGGUUGUUUCUCUUUCGGCCUCUGCGCAAGGAGGAAGAAAGGUAACAAUGUCUGAAACAAGGUAGUUAGCCUUUCAGAGUCAUAAAGCAUAUAUCUUUACCUAUAUCGUAUUUAACCAGACGUCUUGCGUUAUAUAUCAGCAGAUGAAUAAUUUUACACGCCAUUCAAUAUCUCCUUCCCGUCGUUUGACUCACGACCGUUGCACUAAAAAAUUGUAGUGAGUGGUGGUGUGUGCAUUGUGGAAUCUCGUUAAUUGAACCAAGAAUUUUAUCCUAGCUUUGCUUUUGGCUGGGGGGGGGUCCCUCAGUUUAUUAAAAUUCUGGUAACUUUCAGUCCUUCCAGAGUGCGUGGGUCGUGCUUCGGGAGAAUAUUUCAUCGACAGCAAAUGCUCAGGUCGAUGCAGAUGUAUGGAGGGAGGUACCGGGAUCGCGUGUUCUUCCCUUUGUCCACCUGUGUUCGUGCGGUGCUCCCCAGGCGAAGAGAAAGAGUACUAUGAUCAGCCGAUAGACCUUGAUCAAAGAUGUUACUGCAAGAGGGAGAGAUGCGUAGCAAAGAUAGGGGCUUGGUAA
Molecule: messenger RNA, 4220 nt
Organism: Porites lobata
Lineage: Eukaryota; Metazoa; Cnidaria; Anthozoa; Scleractinia; Poritidae
Source: the annotation of a GenBank genome assembly